This is a messenger RNA of Thamnophis elegans (Western terrestrial garter snake), 480 nucleotides long. RefSeq names its product C-type lectin BfL-2-like. The coding region runs from base 1 to 480 and encodes 159 amino acids. The transcript has 5 exons. NCBI's taxonomy places the organism in Eukaryota, Metazoa, Chordata, Lepidosauria, Squamata, Natricidae. Gene Ontology annotation, molecular function: signaling receptor activity. The record is from RefSeq and is a predicted model, not a curated record.
AUGGGACUCUUCAUGCACAUCACCCUCUGUUGCCUUGGAGUUUUGAUCACCAAUUAUUUUUUGGGAGUCAAGGCUGAGACAUGCUCCACAGGCUGGUUAAAGAAACAGAGAACCUGCUAUGGAUAUUUUAAUGAAGAAUUGAGUUGGCAUGAAGCUGAGACUAAGUGCCAGAGCUACAACAAGGGUUGUCAUCUCGCCUCUCUUCUCAACAACCAAGAGUCCAAGUUAGUGGCUCAAUACAUCAAAAACAAACAGAACAGUGGUAGCUCAGUCUGGAUAGGCCUCAGUGACGAAAAUGAGAAAAGGCAAUGGCAAUGGGCUGAUGGGUCUACCUUCAGUUACGAUAAGUGGAAUGCAGGCGAGCCAAAUAACAAAUAUGAGGAGUACUGUGUGGAGCUGACAUCUGAUACUAAUUUUAGAAAGUGGAAUGAUUUGUCCUGUGACCGGUUGAAUGCCUACAUCUGUAAGUGCCAGAUGUAG